Molecule: messenger RNA, 1065 nt
Organism: Rhinocladiella mackenziei CBS 650.93
Lineage: Eukaryota; Fungi; Ascomycota; Eurotiomycetes; Chaetothyriales; Herpotrichiellaceae
Exons: 2
Coding region: 1-1065 (354 amino acids)
Molecular function (GO): oxidoreductase activity, acting on the CH-CH group of donors, NAD or NADP as acceptor
Source: RefSeq, a predicted model, not a curated record
AUGUCCACCAAAAACCUCUCAUUGAUCUUCACCAAAAUUCCCGCCGGCACUGUCGUGCCAGGCGAGCAUAUCACCGUCAAGGACGUCGGGUUCGACCAAUGCCAACAUAUCCCAGAGGAUAGCCUAAUCCUGGAAACAUUGUAUGUCUCCUUCGACCCGUACCUCCGCGGGCAGCUGCGCGACCUGAACGUGAAAUCCUACCUGCCGGCAAUCCCCCUAAACACCCCCAUCGUUGCUGGUGCGCUGUCCAAGGUCCUCAAGUCGAAUCUCGAAGGCUUCGUCGAAGGCGACAUUGUCUUCCUUCACGUCCCCGUGCAGCAGUAUAAUGUCUUCAGCCAGAAAGAGAAUCCGGGCAGACAGCCACGCAAAAUCGACAUCACGACCGGCAUAGCUGAUAUCCGCCACUACUUGGGUGCCCUGGGCAUGCCAGGUCUCACGGCAUAUUCGUCGCUGUAUGAGAUUGGGAAGCCCAAGAAAGGCGAGACGAUUCUGGUCUCCAGCGCAGCCGGGGCCGUGGGACAGUUGGUUGGACAGCUCGCAAAACAUGAAGGCCUGACGGUCCUGGGCAGUGUUGGUAGUGAUGACAAGCUCGAGUUCAUCAUCAAAGACCUCGGUUUCGACGGCGGCUGGAAUUACAAGAAGGAAAAAUCCACCAAGGAUGCCAUCAACAGGUUGACCAACGGCAAAGGCAUUGAUAUCUUUUAUGACAACGUCGGCGGCGAACAGCUUGAUGGGGCCUUGGAGACAUUGAACCUGUUUGGAAGAAUCGUCGAAUGUGGUCAAAUCUCCCAAUAUAAUUUGCCACCGGAAGAGCGGUAUCCUAUCCGAAACACUUUUCAGACCGUUGUGAAGCGCUUGACCAUGACGGGAUUUAUGGUCGGAGACGCCAACAUGGGGCCCAAAUACGCCAAAGCCCAUCAGGAGAUUGUCGGCAAAUGGAUUAACGAUGGCAGCUUCAAGGCCAAGAUCCAUGAGACAGUCGGUAUGGAGCAUGCUGCUGAGGCGUUUGUGGGCCUGCUUCGAGGGGACAAUUUUGGAAAGGCAAUCUUGAAGGUCAAGGUAUAG